Messenger RNA from Thalassophryne amazonica, 3510 nucleotides. Its product is annotated as kinesin heavy chain-like. Gene Ontology annotation, molecular function: ATP binding; microtubule binding; microtubule motor activity. Bases 185 to 3037 code for a protein of 950 amino acids. Gene Ontology annotation, biological process: microtubule-based movement. Lineage: Eukaryota; Metazoa; Chordata; Actinopteri; Batrachoidiformes; Batrachoididae. The transcript is spliced from 26 exons. The record is from RefSeq and is a predicted model, not a curated record.
CGCGCUUAAUCUCGGGAUUGUGGAACUUGCGGCGGAUCCGGAUCGCAGCCUCGCAGAUGGAGACCGUCGACUCUGAUGACGGACGCGUUCCGCAGGCGGCUGGAGACGAGGACUGAACCGGUUCGGCGGUCGGUGUGUCGGCGCUCUUAACCCCGCCCCUCACGUCACUGCAGUAGCAGCAGCCAUGGUGGACGCGGCGGAGUGCGGCGUGACGGUGAUGUGCCGCUUCAGGCCGCUCAACGAGGCCGAGAUCAGCCGCGGGGACAAAUACAUCCCCAAGUUCACCGACGACAGCACCGUGACCAUCACGGGGAAGUCGUACGUGUUCGACCGCAUCCUUCCUCCCAACGCCACGCAGGAGCAAGUGUAUGACCACUGCGCCAAACAGAUCGUCAAAGACGUGCUGGACGGCUACAACGGGACCAUCUUUGCAUACGGACAGACGUCUUCUGGGAAGACGCACACAAUGGAGGGCAAACUGCACGACCCCCAUCUGAUGGGAAUAAUCCCGCGUAUCGCCCAUGACAUCUUUGACCACAUCUACUCCAUGGACGAGAACCUUGAGUUCCACAUCAAGGUCUCUUAUUUUGAAAUCUACUUGGACAAGAUCAGAGAUCUGCUGGACGUGUCAAAGACGAACCUCGCUGUGCAUGAAGACAAGAACAGAGUUCCCUACGUCAAGGGUUGCACCGAACGCUUCGUGUCGAGUCCCGAUGAGGUGAUGGACGUCAUCGAUGAAGGCAAAGCCAAUCGACACGUCGCCGUGACGAACAUGAACGAGCACAGCUCCCGCAGCCACUGCAUCUUCCUCAUCAACAUCAAGCAGGAGAACGUGGAGACGGAGAAGAAGCUGUCAGGGAAGCUCUACCUGGUGGAUCUGGCCGGCAGUGAGAAGGUCAGUAAGACCGGCGCAGAGGGAGCGGUGCUGGAUGAAGCAAAAAACAUUAACAAAUCUCUGUCAGCGCUCGGAAACGUCAUCUCGGCUCUGGCUGAAGGAACGAAAAGCCACGUGCCGUACCGAGACAGCAAGAUGACACGGAUCCUGCAGGACUCUCUGGGUGGAAACUGUCGCACCACCAUCAUCAUCUGCUGCUCGCCGUCCGUCUACAAUGAAGCAGAGACCAAGUCCACACUCAUGUUUGGACAGAGAGCCAAGACCAUCAAGAACACUGUGUCGGUGAACCUGGAGCUGACGGCUGAGGAGUGGAAGAAGAAAUACGAGAAGGAGAAGGACAAGAACAAGAACCUGAAGAACCUACUCCAGAAGCUGGAGGCAGAACUCAGCCGCUGGAGAAACGGCGAGAAUGUUCCGGAGGAAGAGCAGCUUUGCUCUAAGGAUCAGAAGAACAUGGAGACGAACGACAAUACUCCAAUCAUCGAGGACACGCCCCCUACUGGAGGCGCCGGCAACUCGGUCCACAAGGUGGAGCGGAGCCGUUAUGAGGAGGAUCUCAGCGACCUUUACAAACAGCUGGAUGACAAGGAUGAUGAGAUUAACCAGCACAGUCAGCUGGCCGAGAAACUGAAGGAGCAGAUGAUGGACCAGGAAGAGCUUUUAGCAUCGACACGGUGUGACUACGACAAGAUCCAGGAGGAGCUGUGCCGGCUGCAGACAGAGAACAAGCUGGCGAAGGAGGAGGUGAAGGAGGUGCUGCAGGCGCUGGAGGAGCUGGCCGUCACCUACGACCAGAAGAGCCAGGAGGUGGAGGAGUGCGAGCAAGCCAACCUGCAGCUGAACGACGAGUUGCAGCACAAGACGGCGGUGCUGCUGGCGGUGCAGAGGGAGCUGAUCCAGGUGCAGGAGCUGAGCGGCCUGCAGAGGAAACGAUCCACCGAGAUCCUCAACCUCCUGCUGCGAGACCUCAGCGACAUCGGUGCCAUCAUCGGAAGCGGCGACAUCAAGUCCACAGAGGGGAAGGUGAACGGCUCGGCGGUGGAGGAAGAGUUCACCAUCGCUCGCCUCUACAUCAGCAAGAUGAAGUCGGAGGUCAAGUCGCUGGUCAACCGCAGCAAGCAGCUGGAGAGCACGCAGGCCGACGCCCACCGCAAGAUCCAGGCCAAUGAGAAGGAGCUGGUGUCCUGUCAGCUGCUUGUCUCUCAGCAUCAGGUAAAGAUCAGGUCUCUGACAGACUACAUGCAGAACAUGGAGCAGAAGAAGAGACAGCUGGAGGAAAGUCGGGACGCUCUGACUGAGGAACUCGCCAAACUCCAGGCUCACGAGAAAACGCAGGAGGUUCUGUGGAAGGAGAAGGACGACUUGGACAGACCAGCCAGAGAUGAGGAGGUCAAGAAGACGCUGGAGGAGCAGCUGGAGACUCACAGGGAGGCUCAUCAGAAGCAGCUCAGCCGCCUCCGAGACGAGCUGGACGAUAAGCAGAGGACGCUGGAUGAGCUGAGAGAUCUAAACCAGGGCCUGCUGCUGGAGCAGGAGCGGCUGAUGCUGGACUUUGAGAAACUAAAGGCUGAAGAACAGCAGAAGGACGAGAAGCUGCAGGAGCUCAUUUUCCUGAAUGAACAGCGGGACGAGGCCAGAGAGGACCUGAAGGCUCUGGAGGACACAGUGGCCCGAGAGCUUCAGACGCUGCACAACCUGCGCAAACUCUUCGUUCAGGAGCUCACAUCCAGGGUGAAGAAGAACGCAGAGCUGGACUGUGAUGAAGGUGUCGGAAACAUCGGCCAGAAGCAGAAGAUUUCCUUCCUGGAGAAUAAUUUGGAACAACUGACAAAAGUCCACAAACAGUUGGUUCGAGACAACGCUGACCUUCGCUGUGAGCUGCCCAAACUGGAGAAGCGUCUCCGUGCCACUGCCGAGCGAGUCAAAGCCCUGGAGAACGCCCUGAAGGAGGCCAAAGAGAACGCCAUGAGGGACCGCAAGCGCUACCAGCAGGAGGUGGACCGGAUCAAAGAGGCAGUGCGCACCAAGAACAUGGCCCGGCGGGGCUACUCGGCCCACAUUGCAAAGCCAAUCCGCCCUGGACACCACCCACUGCCGUCACCCAUCUGCAGCGCCAUCAGAGCCGGCGGCAUCAGCAAGUAAAACAAGUCAAACCUAUUGGACGCGACGACACAUGCCUGCCAUCUCAUAAACCCCGCCCCUCCUUUUGGAGCACCAAUCAGAUUCCACCAACAGACGUCCUGAAGUGAUGUUGAUAUGAAGUGUGAACGUAUUUAAGUGUCCAACCGCGGACGGAUGGCGUCUGCAGCUCAUGUUAAACCUUAUGUGACAUUUUGUACGUGAACAGCAUCGUUAUCUUAUUAAAAUCCUGAUGCGUACAAAAACUUGAGAUUGUCAGCGUGAUGAAGAAGUCGUGGGUUCAAAGAAAACGCAACAGAACACAGAUAAUAUAAAAUAUACCAGCACAGGUAAUAAAGUUACCAUUUUUGAUGAAGAAUUAAAUUUGAAAUGUUUGUAAUACAGCGAUUUGUUUGAGAAGCCAGUUAGAUGACGUCAUAUUUGGCAGGUUGAAUGUAAAUAAAGUUUAUGUAUGGAAUCAGAUUAGUAUGAAAAAA